AUUCAUUUCAAAUUUUUAAUCACUUUGAAAAUUUAAUUAAAUCAGUAAAGUUAAAAUUUUGAAAUGAUGAAUCGGAAUACAUUAUUGAUAAUUGGAAUAUGUGCAAAUCUUUUAUUGAUAACUAUUGCACUUCCAAUCGAAAACAAAUAUGAUCCUGAUGAAUCAGAAAUUGAUCCUGAAGAAAUUGGUGGCUUUUUCGAAGGUGAUAUGAUGUUAGACGAAGAUCAAUAUGAGGCUAUAAUGAAUCCAAGAGGUCGUAAUAUACAAAUUGGUGAAAAAUAUAGAUGGAAGGAUGCUAUUAUUUAUUAUGAAAUCGAUUCAAUAUUUGAUAAACAUCAAGUGACACUAAUUCAACAAGCUAUUGAUGUUAUUGAAAAGAGCACUGCAUGCAUUCGUUUCUACCCUAAAACAGAAAACACAAAAGAUUAUAUUAAAGUUAUUGGUAAUCCAACCGGUUGUCAUUCUCGUGUUGGUCAUUCUGGAGGAGAACAAACACUUAAUUUAGCACCAAAUACUGUUGGAAAAGGUUGUUUCAAAUUAUAUAAAAUUGUACAUGAAUUUUUACAUGCACUUGGUUUUCAUCAUCAACAAAGUACUUAUAACCGUGAUGAUUUCGUGACAAUAGUUGAGGAGAAUAUUAAAGAUGGCCAUGAACAUAAUUUCAAAAAAUAUAGCAUUUCGAAAGUAACUGAUCUUGGUGUACCAUACGAUUACGAGAGUGUUAUGCAUUAUGGUUCGAAAACAUUUUCAAAGAAUGGUAAACCAACUAUAGUACCACAUGAUUCUAAGGCGAAAAUUGGUCAAAGAGAAAAAUUGAGUCAAAAAGAUAUUGCAAAAUUGAAUUUAAUGUACUGUACGAAAAAAUAAAUGUCAAUUGAUUA
Messenger RNA from Condylostylus longicornis, 881 nucleotides. RefSeq names its product zinc metalloproteinase nas-14-like. The record is from RefSeq and is a predicted model, not a curated record. Lineage: Eukaryota; Metazoa; Arthropoda; Insecta; Diptera; Dolichopodidae. The transcript has 3 exons. The coding region runs from base 64 to 867 and encodes 267 amino acids. Gene Ontology annotation, molecular function: zinc ion binding; metalloendopeptidase activity. Gene Ontology annotation, biological process: proteolysis.